CUUCUGGCCAGACAGCAGGCAUGAAGCUUUUCCUUCUUCUGACUCUCUUUGGAGGGGCAGCCGCAGCUGCCCUGAAGGAAGAUAACAAGAUUGUUGGAGGUUAUGAGUGUCCAAAAAACUCUGUGCCCUACCAAGUGUCUCUUUACACUGGGUACAACUUUUGUGGCGGGACUCUUCUGUCUGAGGAGUGGGUGCUCUCUGCUGCACACUGCAGAACAAAGUCAGAUAUAGAAAUUCGGCUGGGAGAGCAUGACAUCUUUGAACCCGAGGGAACAGAACAGCACAUUAUGUCUGCCAAGUUUAUUCGACACCCUGACUACAACUCCGGCACACAGGAUAGUGAUAUAAUGCUGAUCAAACUUAGUCGACCUGCCACUCUGAACAGCUACGUGCACCCUGCUGCGCUCCCUUCAAAGUGUGCCAGUGAUGGGACAAUGUGCCAAAUCUCUGGAUGGGGGAAUAUCCGUCCCAGUAAUGAGGGCUCAAGGUACCCUCAUAAAUUACAGUGCCUGGAAGCCCCUCUCCUGAGUGAUGACACAUGCUUUAAUUCAUAUCCUUUCCAAAUCACUGAAAACAUGAUCUGUGCUGGCUUUCUGGAGGGUGGGAGGGACUCCUGUCAGGGUGACUCUGGGGGUCCCAUGAUGUGUGACAGAGAGCUCCAUGGAGUCGUGUCUUGGGGGAAAGGAUGUGCUCAAAAGAAAAAGCCUGGGGUGUACACAAAGGUUUGCAAUUACCUCUCCUGGAUCAAGAACACCAUGGCAUCUGGCUAAGCAGCAUACACAUCAAAGUAUUCGCAUGUUAACUGGCAGUAAAGUCAACUACAUGUGA
Messenger RNA from Notothenia coriiceps (black rockcod), 828 nucleotides. RefSeq names its product trypsin-3-like. The coding region runs from base 21 to 770 and encodes 249 amino acids. The record is from RefSeq and is a predicted model, not a curated record. Gene Ontology annotation, biological process: proteolysis. Gene Ontology annotation, molecular function: serine-type endopeptidase activity. The transcript is spliced from 5 exons. NCBI's taxonomy places the organism in Eukaryota, Metazoa, Chordata, Actinopteri, Perciformes, Nototheniidae.